UUCCAUGAAACUCAUCAUCAGCCUUUCCAGUUCCAAAUAUAUAUAUAUAUCUCCACCCACCAUUUUUGCUCCUUUUAUUUCCAAACCUCUCUGAAUCACAGCCAUGGCUGCCAAAGAACAAGGCAAGCCCCUAGCCCCAGCCAACUCAUACCAUCUCCGCAGUGAUGAAGAAGAAGUUAUCGUCUCCUCACACACAAAGCUCUGCCAAAGAAAAUAUGUAAUGUGCUGUGGCUGUGUCUCGGCUCUCUUCUUAAUCAUAGCCGUAACAGCCAUAGUUCUGGGGUUCACGGUGUUUCACGUAGAGGGCCCGAGGAUCAAGAUGAAUGAUGUCACAAUCCAACAACUGGAGUUUGCCAACGGAGCCCUACGCUUGGAUACUAAUGUGACACUCCUAGCUGAUGUCUCGAUCAAGAACCCUAACGUGGCAUCUUUCAAGUAUGGGAACACAACCACCAGGGUUUACUACAACGAGACUGAGGUGGGCCAGGGGAGGACUCCGGCAGGGGUGGCAAAGGCGAGGAGGACGAUGAGGAUGAACGUGACGGUGGAUAUUGUUCCUGGGGAGAUCUCGGCGGUGCCGGGGUUCAUAAAGGAGGUGGCAUCAGGGAAGUUGACGGUGAGCACUUAUACAAGGAUUGAAGGUAAGGUGAAAAUUCUUAUGGUCAAUAAAAAUGUGGUGGUUGAAUUGAAUUGUAAAAUGACGUACAAUUUUGCAAGCAAAGAGAUUGAAGGAGAGGACUGCAAGCGAAGGGUUAGUCUUUGAGUAUUACGAUUCACAGAAUCACAGGUUGCUAAAAGAGCAGUCGUUGUAUUAAAAUUCUGGUCUCUCUUUUUUUUUUUUCUUUGUCGAAGCAAUUUUUUUUCUGUAUGCGCUGUAUAUGAUAGAAUAUCAGAUGAGCAAGUCCAAAGGGAAGAUUUGAGAUCCCAAUUACCGAUUAAGUAUGUAAUUACAAUUGAAUUAUGGUUGAAUUAGAUGUCAAUUAUUA
Prunus dulcis (almond) is the source of this 986-nucleotide messenger RNA. RefSeq lists its product as uncharacterized. Lineage: Eukaryota; Viridiplantae; Streptophyta; Magnoliopsida; Rosales; Rosaceae. The transcript has a single exon. The record is from RefSeq and is a predicted model, not a curated record. Bases 104 to 763 code for a protein of 219 amino acids.